CAGUGAUGCUGCGCUCUUCUGAUAUAAAGAGUUCACUCGGUGCUCGGGCAGGCUGCACUGUGUGGAUGCACGGCCAAAAGGCAGCACACCUGACUCUCUCUAUCAGCCCGGCUUUCUAUAUGGCAGAGCAGUUGUGGAAGACUAAUAAGCUAAUGUUUUUGAAGUGAAAAAUGUACUCUUACCAUUCAGUUCCCGGAGAAAACACACUGGAAGUGGGCUUUGAAACAGCACACAAUAUUUUGAAUAUUAUUUGAAUCGUUGUUUUUUUUUUCGAUGAACCAGGACAUAAGCAGGAUCGCCAUCAUGGAUUGGACACUGGAUGUGAUUAACCUGACCAAUGCCCGCGCCGUGUUACUGGCCUGUGUCACGGUGCUGUUCUCCCUGCACCUGUGGCGCUGGCUCCGGCAGCGGGCGAUCCACAGACCGCCCGGCCCGCUCGCCUGGCCGCUCUUCGGGAACGCUCUGCAGAUGGGCAACGCGCCGCACCUGUAUUUCAUGCGAAUGGCGAAGAAAUACGGCAACGUCUUCCAGAUUAAACUGGGCUCUGUGCCCGUGGUGGUCCUAAACGGGGACUCCAUUAAAGCAGCACUGGUCAAGCAGGGAUACGCUUUCGCCGGCAGACCGGACUUCACUUCCUUCCAGUACGUCGCCGACGGGGACAGCAUCGCGUUCGGCACCAUGACGGACUGGUGGAAGAUGCACCGUAAAGUGGCUCAGUCCACUAUCCGGAUGUUUUCCGACGGGAACCCGCACACCAAAAAGACUUUUGAGCACCACCUCCUGUGCGAGAACAAAGGGCUGUUGCAGCUGUUCGUGGAGAAAACCAAAGAGCAGAUAUACUUCCAGCCCAUGACUUAUCUCGUGGUGUCCCAAGCCAACAUCAUGAGCGCGGUGUGCUUCGGGAAAAUGUACUCCUAUGAGGACGAGGAGUUCCUGCAGGUGGUGGGCAGGAAUGACCAGUUCACCAAGACCGUGGGGGCGGGCAGCCUGGUGGACGUGAUGCCCUGGCUCCAGUACUUCCCCAACCCCAUCAAAACCGUGUUUGAAAACUUCAAGAAGCUCAACCGGGAGUUCAGUGAAUUUAUUGGGGAAAAAGUGAACGAGCACAGGAAAACAAUCCAGUCAAGCAUCGUCCGAGACAUGACGGAUGCUUUCAUAGUGGCGCUGGACCAACUGAGAGACACAGCAGGGCUUUCCUUAGGGAAAGACUACGUGACCCCCGCCAUGGGGGAUAUAUUUGGAGCCAGUCAAGACACACUUUCAACUGCACUGCAGUGGAUCAUCAUCCUACUUGUCAAGUAUCCUAGGGUGCAGGUGCGUCUCCAGCAGGAGGUGGACAAGGUGGUGGGUCGCAGCCGGCUGCCCUCCAUCGAGGACCAGCUGCAGCUGCCUUACAUCAUGUCCUUCAUCUACGAGGUGUUGCGCUACACCAGCUUUAUGCCGCUCACCAUCCCCCACUCCACCACCACCGACACCUCCAUCAUGGGCUACACCGUACCAAAGAACACGGUCGUCUUCAUCAACCAGUGGUCCAUCAACCACGACCCCACCGUCUGGUCCCACCCGGAGAGCUUUGACCCGGAGCGUUUCCUGGACCCGAACGGAGCGCUGAACAAGAACCUGACCACCAACGUGCUCAUCUUCUCCCUGGGCAAGCGGCGGUGCAUCGGUGAGCAGCUGUCCAAGGUGCAGCUCUUCCUCUUCACGGCGCUGAUCGGCCACCAGUGCCACAUCACCGCCGACCCAGCCAGGCCCGUCACACUGGACUACCACUACGGUCUGACUCUGAAACCGCACCCUUUCUCCAUAGCUGUGAGUCUGCGCGAAGACAUGAGGCUGCUGGAUGUGGCGACCAGGCCGGCCGGCGCAGAGGAGGUCCAAGCCGAGCCCUCAUCACACUCAUGAACCGAAAAAUGAAAUACAAAACUGUAAUAAGCUAAACAAAUAAGGCUGAAACACAAAAAGACUUCUGAACUAUAUAUUUGUGGGCUGAAAACUAUAUUUAUAAGCUGAAAUCUUAAUCUUCUUUUAAAAAAUUGAAAUAAAACUUGGAAUGGUAACACAUUAGCAGAAAAACACUGCUAAAUUCUGCAGGUUUUUAAUUCUGGAUCACUGCUGAAAACCGUAAAAACAUUCUGCAGAUUCAGUUUGAGUCUGCUGCCUACUGACUCAUUUUUAAAGCGCCAGGAGGUAACAGGUGUGGCAUCUGUUUUCACAGGUUACCUUGGAUCAGUGUGCUUUUUUACAACGUCAAACACAAUCAGACAUACCAGCACCUUCUUUUGAUUCAUCAAGGAGGAGGACCUCAAUGAAGGCAACAAGCCUGAUAGCUGCUGUAACACACUCAUUUGGGUGUGAAUGCUAUUGCUGCGAGAACUAACUGAAAAUCAGUGUCAGAGUGUCUUCAUGCUUUCUAUUAACUUGCUUGAACAUUGUAUGAUGUCCCACGAAAUUACGGUGACCCCCUGGCCGGUCACGCGGCGACUGGUCACACUACAGUUUUUACAGUUUAAACGUCAACCAGUGGUCUAUUUUGUCUAUUUUGACCCUUUUAUGGUCCUAUACAGCAACAGCCUGGCGGGUACAGUAAUAAAUAUGUGGAAUACAUACGGCAUUACAGCGCUUUACUUUUUGUAAUUUUAUGUAGGAAUGCUUCAUGAAAUGUGAGCUUUUCAGGAAUCCCUUUAAUGUGGCUGCCAUUCUCAAUUCUUUCUUGCUAAUAACUGUUCCAAAACAUCUUUAAUGCAAUGGCAAAGCUUCUCGAAACAUACACGUGAUUUUUGAAGGUAAGCACUCAAAACUAGCAAUUGUUAUCAAUGUGACAAAAGUAAUGGCGCAGUGAUUCUGCGUGAACAGACGAAUAAGCUCAUGGAGUGUGCAUCAGCCUCAAUGUCUACUAAAAUAAAAUGUUCAGUACUAA
This is a messenger RNA of Perca flavescens (yellow perch), 2920 nucleotides long. It is a transcript of the gene cyp1b1, whose product is annotated as cytochrome P450, family 1, subfamily B, polypeptide 1. The transcript is spliced from 3 exons. Lineage: Eukaryota; Metazoa; Chordata; Actinopteri; Perciformes; Percidae. The coding region runs from base 274 to 1905 and encodes 543 amino acids. The record is from RefSeq and is a predicted model, not a curated record. Gene Ontology annotation, molecular function: steroid 17-alpha-monooxygenase activity; heme binding; iron ion binding. Gene Ontology annotation, biological process: progesterone metabolic process; hormone biosynthetic process.